Molecule: messenger RNA, 2366 nt
Organism: Cajanus cajan (pigeon pea)
Lineage: Eukaryota; Viridiplantae; Streptophyta; Magnoliopsida; Fabales; Fabaceae
Product: phenylalanine ammonia-lyase
Biological process (GO): L-phenylalanine catabolic process
Cellular component (GO): cytoplasm
Molecular function (GO): ammonia-lyase activity
Source: RefSeq, a predicted model, not a curated record
AACAAGAAGUAAAAAAAAUGGAAUACAAUUUCUCACUGAACCAAACGCUAACAACUCACCGAUGCGGAGCGAUCCGUUAAAGUGGGGUGUGGCUGCGGAAGCAUUGAAAGGGAGCCACGUGGAGGAAGUGAAGGCGAUGGUGAGGGAUUUCCGGGGGAAGGAGGUGAGGCUGGGCGGCGAGAGCAUGAGGGUGGGGCACGUGGCGGCGGUGGCGGCGUCGACGGCGAAGGUGGCGGUGAAGGAGGCGAUGAGGAAGGGAGUGAAUGCGAGCAGCGAGUGGGUGAUGGAGUGCUUGAAGGAAGGGUGGGAUUGUUAUGGGGUCACAACGGGCUUCGGUGCCACCUCACACAGGAGAACCUCUCACUUUAGGCCUUUGCAAAUUGAACUCAUUAGGUUUCUGAAUGCUGGAAUUUUCGGAAACGGGACAGAUCAAACUUGCCAUACCUUGCCACACAGUGUUACAAGAGCUGCAAUGCUCGUGAGAAUCAACACCCUUCUUCAAGGCUACUCUGGCAUCAGAUUUGAGAUCCUAGAAGCCAUUGUAAAACUACUCAACCACAACAUCACACCAUGUUUGCCCUUGCGUGGUUCAAUUUCAGCCUCAGGUGACUUGGUUCCAUUUUCAUACAUAGCUGGACUCCUCACAGGAAGGCCUAACUCAAAGGCCGUUGGUCCCAAUGGUGAAACCCUAAGUGCUGAAGAAGCCUUCCAUCUUGCUUCUAUUGGGGAACACUUCUUUGAGUUGCAACCUAAAGAGGGUCUUGCACUUGUUAAUGGAACUGGAGUUUGUGCUGGUUUGGCCUCUCUAGUUCUAUUUGAGGCUAACAUCUUAACCAUCUUAUCUGAAGUCAUGUCUGCAAUUUUUGCUGAGGUCAUGCAAGGAAAGCCCGAGUUCACAGACCAUUUGGCACACAAACUGAAGCACCAUCCCGGUCAGAUUGAAGCAGCAGCAGUGAUGGAACACAUCUUGCAUGGAAGUGCUUAUGUUAAAGCAGCACAAAAUUUUCAUGAGAUAGAUCCUGUACAAAAGCCUAAGCAAGAUAGAUAUGCUCUUAGAACUUCACCACAGUGGUUAGGUCCUCAAAUUGAGGUUAUAAGGCAAGCCACAAAAUCCAUUGAGAGGGAGAUAAACUCGGUUAAUGAUAACCCUUUGAUCGAUGUGUCAAGGAACAAAGCUUUGCAUGGUGGCAAUUUUCAAGGUACCCCAGUUGGGGUUUCAAUGGACAACACAAGAUUAGCCUUGGCAGCCAUUGGAAAACUCCUCUUUGCUCAAAUGUCUGAGCUGGUAAAUGAUUUCUACAAUAAUGGUUUGCCUUCAAAUCUCUCGGGGGGUCCUUGUCCAAGCUUGGAUUAUGGAUUCAAGGGUGGGGAGAUAGCAAUGGCUGCAUAUUGUUCUGAGCUUCAGUAUCUUGCAAACCCUGUCACUAAUCAUGUACAAAGUGCUGAACAACACAACCAAGAUGUGAACUCGUUGGGACUGAUCUCUUCCAGGAAGACAUCUGAAGCAGUAGAAAUAUUGAAGCUCAUGAGUUCAACCUACCUCGUUGCACUUUGUCAAGCUAUAGACUUGAGGCACUUGGAGGUGAAUUUGAAGAACACGGUUAAAAACACGGUGAGCCAAGUGGCUAGAAAGGUCUUAACCUUGGGCGUUGAUGGGGAGCUUCAUCCCUCUAGAUUUUGUGAGAAAGAUUUGCUCAAAGUGGUUGAUCGUGAGUAUGUUUUUGCCUACAUUGAUGACCCGUGUAAUGCCACGUAUCCACUCAUGCAAAAACUAAGGCAAGUGUUGGUGGACCAUGCAUUGCUGAGUCAUGAUGGUUUGGAAAGUAGAGAUGCUUCCAUGUUCCUGAAGAUAGGUUCUUUUGAAGAGGCACUGAAGAAUGUGUUGCCCAAAGAGGUUGAGUGCACAUGGAAUGGCUUUGAGAGACGGAGUUUACCUAUCCCUAAUAAAAUUAAGGAGUGCAGAUCCUAUCCACUUUAUAAAUUUGUGAGGGAGGAAUUAGGAACUGAGUUUCUAACUGGGGAGAAAGUUAAGUCCCCUGGAGAAGAUUUUGAUAAAGUUUUCAAUGCAAUUAACCAAGGAAUGAUGAUAGACCCACUGUUUGAAUGCCUCAAAGAUUGGGAUGGUGCUCCUCUUCCUAUACGUGGGGAACCCAUGAUAGACUGAUCACUGUAAGGGACACAUUUAUCGGUGGAAUUUAGCACGUCUCACAUUUUGAAAGUUCAAUAAUGUUUUAAACACGUGCAGGAGAGGAGAAAUGUAAUAUCUAUUUUAUACUAAAAUCACACGUGAUAAUUGAUAGAAUAUUUAAAAAAGUAAAUAAAAUUUAUCUAGUUGAAGUUUAAAUUUUAAAACUUUUUCUUCAAAA